UUUUUUUUUAAAUUUAAUUUAAUUGUUUUGAUAAAUUUACUAUUUAAAGCAUAAGUGAUUAUCAAAUUUCAGUGACAUUAUUUUCAACUUUAAUUAAUUACAGCAAUUUUAUUUAAAUCACACAUUUUUAUACAAAGUGAUAUUACAUGUGAUAUGAAAUAAACCAAGACUAAUAUUUCUAAGUAUUAGAUGAUUAUUCAUGUUGGUGAUAACGAGAAUACUUAUUCUUAUGCAACAUGUUAUAUGAGUUUUUCAUAGACAAGUAAUCUAACUGACCGGCAGUUAGACUGAUACUGGUUAAUAACCUGACUCCUCUACAUACAAUAAGAGUUUUUCAUAAAGAAGUAAUGUGACUGAAUACAAUCAUGUUCAUUUUGGUGUGAAGCUUCAUUCUUACAGCAUAUGCAAUAAGAAUUGUUCCCAUAGAAGUGACAUGUCUCAACAGUAUCAUAUUCACAUGGGUGAGAAACAUUUUCCCUGUAAUAUAUGUAAUAAGAGUUUUUCAAAUAGUAGUGGUCUGACUAGACAUAGUCGUGUUCACACUGGUGAGAAACCUUUUUCCUGUAGUAUAUGUAAUAAGAGUUUUUCAAACAGAAGUCAACUGACUAGUCACAGUCGUGUUCAUACUGGUGAAAGACCUUAUUCUUGUAGUAUAUGUAAUAAGAGUUUUUCACAUAGAAGUCAUCUGACUAAUCACAUUCAUGUUCACACUGGUGAGAAACCUUUUUCCUGUAGUAUAUGUAAUAAGAGUUUUUCACAAAGAAUUCAUCUAACUAUACACAAUCGUGUUCAUACUGAUAAAAAACCUUUUUCUUGUAGUAUAUGUAAUAAGGGUUUUUCACAAAGAAUUCAUCUAACAGUACACAAUCGUGUUCACACGGGUGAGAAACCUUUUUCCUGUAGUAUAUGUCAUAAGAGUUUUUCAAACAGAAAUAAUAUGACUACACACAGUUCUGUUCAUACUGGUGAGAAGCCUUUUUCUUGUAGUAUAUGUAACAAGAGUUUUUCAAGCAGAAGUUAUCUGACUACACACAAUCGCAUUCACACUGGUGAGAAACCUUUUUCCUGUAGUAUAUGUAAUAAAAGUUUUUUAAACAGAAGUGAACUGACUGGUCACAGUCGUGUUCAUACUGGUGCGAAGCCUUAUUCUUGUAUCGUAUGCAAUAAGAGUUUUUCCCAUAGAAGUACCAUGACUAUACACCUUCGUGUUCACACUGGUGAGAAGCCUUUUUCUUGUAGUAUAUGUAAUAAGAGUUUUUCAAGCAGAAGUGACAUGACUAAACAUUAUCGUGUUCACACUGAGAAACCUUUAUCCUGUAGUAAAUGUAAUAAGAGUUUUUCAAACAGAAGUGAACUGACUGUCCACAGUCGUGUUCAUGCUGGUAAAAAACGUAAUUCUUGUAGUAUAUGUAAUAAGAGUUUUUCACAUAGAAGUCAUCUGACUGAUCACAUUCAUGUUCACACUGGGGAGCAAUCUUUUUCCUGUAGUAUAUGUAAUAAGAGUUUUUCAAGCAGAAGUUAUUUGACUACUCACAAUCGCAUUCACACUGGUGAGAAACCUUUUUCUUGUAGUAUAUGUAAUAAAAGUUUUUUAGACAGAAAUAAUCUGACUAGACACAGUCGUGUUCAUACUGGUGAGAAACCUUUUUCCUGUAGUAUUUGUAAUAAGAAUUUUUCACGAAGAAGUCAUCUGACUCAGCAUUUUUCUGUUCAUACUGGGGAGAAACCUUUUUCCUGUAGUAUAUGUAGUAAGAGUUUUUCAAACAGAAGUGAACUGACUAGUCACAGUCAUGUUCAUACUGGUGAAAAACCUUAUUCUUGUAGUAUAUGUAAUAAGAGUUUUUCGCAUAGAAGUUACCUGACUGAUCACAUUCAUGUUCACACUGGGGAGAAAUCUUUUUCCUGUAGUAUAUGUAAUAAGAGUUUUUCAAGCAGAAGUUAUCUGACUACUCACAAUCGCAUUCACACUGGUGAGAAACCUUUUUCCUGUAGUAUAUGUAAUAAGAGUUUUUCAAACAGAAAUAAUCUGACUAGACACAGUCGUGUUCAUACUGGAGAGAAACCUUUUUCCUGUAGUAUUUGUAAUAAGAAUUUUUCACGGAGAAGUCAUCUGACUCAGCAUUUUCGUGUUCAUACGAGUGAGAAACCUGAUUCUUGUUGUUAAUUCUUAGAGUUUAUCUCUAUAAAGGAAUUUUAUGCUCACUGCUCUGUUCAUAUUGCUGACUAACUUUAUUUUCGUAUGUUUAUUCACAUGAUGUUUAAAUGAUAGUAUAACCUGUUUAUAAGUAUAAUAUAGUGUUUAUAAGGAUAGUAUAACCUGAUAAAUAAACCUGUUCAUGAUUAUUUUCGUUUCAGUUUGGACUCUCACUCUAACAUUAUGUAACGAGUUUCAUAGAGAAAUAUUUUAACUCUCUGCUGAUUUGUCCAGAGCAACUACUACAAAUUAAAAGUUGUUUGUGGUUAAUGUCAGAUAUGGGCGUCGAUUACAACUGUAACUGAUUACAAAUAAUCGCUGCUUUGUGAUCAAUUACUCACAGUCAUGAUUGCAGGUAAUUGUGAUUACAAAUAAUCAUAAUUUUUGAUUACACUAGAGUAGGGCAAAAAUAUAAUUGAUUACAUUUUUCAAUUACAGUAAUCAAUUACUUGUAAUCAUGAUUACAAAUUUUCAUUAAAAUUGAAAUCGCGAUUACAUAACCAGUUACUGUAAUCAAGUACUACUUGUAAUCAUAAUUUCAAGCAAUCAAAAAAUAUGAUUACACAUAAUCAUGAUUGCAUGUAAUCGUGAUUACAAUUAAUCUAAAUAUGUGAUUACAUAUUUGUAUACGAAAUAAUUAGAUAUGCAUGUGGAAACAAUAUAGACUUGUACACUACGAAUGUAUGCAUUUUAUGCAAUCACUCGUCUAUGUAAAAUUCAUAUGUUCAUGUAGGCAUGCAUAUACAAGUAUUUGUUUGUAGAAAUAUAUAUACAUUGUACCAAUGUGUGUCCCAUCCAUGUAUCUACAAUAUUUUUUAUCUUAUGCAUCUAUGUACAAUGUAUGAAUAUUGUCAAAGUAUGAAUUUGUUGUCAAAGUUAAAAUGAUAUUCCAUUA
Messenger RNA from Parasteatoda tepidariorum (common house spider), 3089 nucleotides. RefSeq lists its product as uncharacterized. Gene Ontology annotation, molecular function: DNA-binding transcription factor activity, RNA polymerase II-specific; RNA polymerase II transcription regulatory region sequence-specific DNA binding. The record is from RefSeq and is a predicted model, not a curated record. NCBI's taxonomy places the organism in Eukaryota, Metazoa, Arthropoda, Arachnida, Araneae, Theridiidae. Gene Ontology annotation, biological process: regulation of transcription by RNA polymerase II. Gene Ontology annotation, cellular component: nucleus.